UUUAUGUAAACAGUAAAGAUGGCGGCGUCCUGUCUUAUCCGAGCCGUCCUCAGCCGGACUCUGAGCAGGUUCAGGUUUUCCGGAAGAUCCAGUAAGCAGAACACAGCAGGUCAGAUGGUCUCCGUGGCUGCAAGAGACCGCUCGGCAUGCUGGGUAGCUGUGAGGAGGCAGGGGGGAGGAGGAGGAGGAGGAGGAAGAGUCUUGUGGACAGCAGUAGCCUUCUCCUUGUUCAGCAGCUCUGAAGAAGACAAACGAGAUGAAGCUCAGAGGAAGGAGGACGAGAUGAUCCUGCUGUUAAAGAAGGCCAAGCUCAGCAUACAUCGGGGUCAGCUCCAGGCAGCUUCCUCCUUCCUCCAUCAGGCUGUUGCUCUGGCUCAUCAGACCCACAACAACCAGGCCAUCAUCUACACCUACAGCCAGAUGGCGAACCUGGCCUACGUUCAGGGGCAGCUGGACAGCGCUGAGAAACUCUUCAAAGCCUCCAUGAGCUUCAUGUUAGCAGGAGGAACUCCACAGGAUGACAAUGCCAUCAUUGAGAUGUCUCUGAAACUGGCCACCAUCUACGCCGAGCAGAACAGGGCGGAGCUUGCAGAGCACGGCUUCAGAUUCUGUACAGAGUCCCUGGAGGCCAAACUGGAAAAGUUCAAGGAGCUGAAAGAAGACGAGAAGACAGAGGACGAGGAGACUCUGAGGAAGGAUACACGUCUCCUACUUGGUCUUUGUUUGGACUCGCGUGCUCGAUACCGGGCGUCCAUGCUGCACCUGGACAAGGCUGGACAGGACUACCAGAACGCCCUGGACAUCUGUCGGCAGGAGCAGGGGGAGACACACCCACAGACUCUAGUCUUGAUGAGUGACUUGGCCACCAUCUUGGACCUUCAGGGUCGCCAUGAUGAUGCCCUGGUUCUGAUCCAGCAGGCCGUGGACCUGAGCCGGUCUGUGGGACACCUGGACCAGCACGUCCUUCUGGGGAACAUGGCAGGUGUCCUGCUGCACACAGGCCGGUUGGAGGCGGUCCGGUUGUACCAGGAGGCUCUAAGUCUGGCUCAGCAGGCUGGGGACCAGGCUGCCGUGGACCAGAUCCAGGAGGGACUGAAGGAGGUGAAGAGGAGGGACCAAGAUAAGAAGGAAGAGGCUGCUCAGUGACUAUGAUCUGGAUCAGACCAGUUCUGUAGAACCCUACUCUGUUCCUGUGACUGUUUGCAUGUCCAUGUGUUCCAGACGACUCUGAAGGUCCCCGUGAAGAAACUGGUCCUUGUGUCCCCUACAGACCUGAAACACCUCAGUCAGAACCAGAUCCAGAACAUGGGUGGUGUGUGAGAGGCUGCAGGUUCCCACGCUGUGAAGUUGUUGUUUACAGAACAGUGAGAAUAAAGAACUGUAAACAAUCAGCAGAUUAACACAUGCAGAAGGGGGCGGAGCUAAACACCUUCUUACCUUUGGUCCCUUGACUUCCUGGUUCCCAUUGUAACCGUGAUGGUGGAUACACUGAUUCUUUUUGUGUUCAGCAAAUUAAAUAAAACACGUUGUUGUUGUUGU
This is a messenger RNA of Melanotaenia boesemani (Boeseman's rainbowfish), 1539 nucleotides long. It is a transcript of the gene ttc19, whose product is annotated as tetratricopeptide repeat domain 19. Gene Ontology annotation, molecular function: protein binding. Gene Ontology annotation, biological process: mitochondrial respiratory chain complex III assembly. The record is from RefSeq and is a predicted model, not a curated record. Gene Ontology annotation, cellular component: mitochondrial inner membrane. NCBI's taxonomy places the organism in Eukaryota, Metazoa, Chordata, Actinopteri, Atheriniformes, Melanotaeniidae.